Messenger RNA from Corticium candelabrum, 3089 nucleotides. RefSeq lists its product as uncharacterized. Lineage: Eukaryota; Metazoa; Porifera; Homoscleromorpha; Homosclerophorida; Plakinidae. Gene Ontology annotation, biological process: cell surface receptor protein tyrosine kinase signaling pathway; multicellular organism development; positive regulation of kinase activity. The coding region runs from base 1 to 2874 and encodes 957 amino acids. The record is from RefSeq and is a predicted model, not a curated record. The transcript is spliced from 16 exons. Gene Ontology annotation, cellular component: signaling receptor complex; plasma membrane. Gene Ontology annotation, molecular function: ATP binding; transmembrane receptor protein tyrosine kinase activity.
AUGCCUGUACGUGGGUUGUUCAAGCUGUUACUGCAGGUUACAUUCUUCAGUUCUUUUUCAUGUUUUACUAUUUCCAGAUCUACUGCUAUUCCAGCUGCAGACAAAGAAAACAUUACACUGAGUGUCAUUCUACCUUUUGGUGGAGACACAUGGUGCCAAGGUCACAACAUUCGUCCUGCAGUUGAAAUGGCAAGGGAUUCCAUCAACAAUAAUAGGACACGUUACCAGCUGUCAGUUAAGUACUUUGAUGGACAGUGCAACCUGGCUGAAGGAGUACGCUCUUUUAUGGAGAGCAUACUACUAGAAAGUGAAAAGCAACAGAUGGUUGGUUUUAUUGGUCCUGGUUGCUCUAGUUCAGCAAUACCAAUCAGUAAAUUGUCAACAAAACAUUAUCAUUUGAUCAGCCUUUCGUAUGGAGCUGAGGCUUCUGAAUUGGCAAGUAGCACAAACUAUCCUUACUUCUUGACAAUAGCACCACAAGCAAAGCACAUCCAGCGGGCUCAGUUGGAUUUCAUGAAAGCGAAUGAAUGGAAACGUUUCGCUGUUAUUGUCCAAAGUGAUUAUUUCGAAUUUUCAGUUGAGACUUUUUGGAAGGACAUAGCGGAUGAUACCUUUUUUGAUUCGAAAGAAGUAACACUGAUUAAUUCUUACCCUAGUGGUGAAAAGUGGAAUUCAAGUGCAGUUGUAAAACAGCUGAAAGACAAAGAUAUAAGAAUCAUCAUUGCAAAUGUGAUUGAGAGUGAUGCUCUUUCUUUAAUGUGUGAAGCCAAACACCAAGGUCUGACAAGAUGUUUAUCUGGCAAGGCUUAUGUGUGGGUGCUACCAGGUUGGUACGACUUUGAUUGGUAUAAGGGAGGCUCAUGUAGACAUGAAAUUAAUCUAACAAAUUGCACACCAGAGGACGUAAAAGAGGCCAUUGAUGGCUAUUUCGCGGUGAAAAACCAGUUUUACACUUCAGAACAAAACAGCAGCCUGAUUGCAGGUGGGAUGACAACAGUGGGCCAAUGGAAAUCUGAUUAUGUAUCAUAUCUGAAAAAAUAUGAGAAUGAACUGAAGGAAAAGAAAAAACUAAAAGAAGAAGAGGUGUUAGUUCGAGGAGACUAUGCUACAUACACAUAUGACGCUAUGAUAACAUGGGCCAUUGCUUUGGAUCAGUAUCUUGAAGAUGGGAAUAGACUCGAUUUUAUUAAUGUGGACAACGACAAAGCAAGUUUGAGACUAAAGGACAUUAUGUCUAAGGAAGUUCAGUUUCAUGGAAUAUCAGGGUAUGUUGAUUUUGAAAGCAACACUCGAAGAACAACUUUAUCUGUAAUAAGCCAGUUUGUAAAUGAUGACUUUAAAGACAUUGGUUAUUACAACAUUACCCCUCGACAUGUGCAAAUGAAUCCUCAUCAAAACAUUAACUGGGAUAAGUUUUGUGGGAAGAAAGUGCCAGAUGGGAGUCAGGCGUUUCAGACAUAUCAUUGUAACAGACUUGAUGCGCUUGCAGCAUGGCUAGACGGGUGUGCAUAUGCAGUUGCUCUGGUUUCUUCUGCAGCAUUUGCUGUUGUCUUUUUCAUCUUGAUCAUUCUAUUCAUGAUCUAUCGUAGAAAGUAUGCAUUAACCAAAAAGAGGAUGCUAGAAUUAGGGCUCUUUGAUCAUGGAAUGACACGACGGUCUACCUUGUUGUUUUUGGAUGAGUUUGAAAUUCCUCGAACCAAAUUGAAGUUAAAUCGUAAGCUGGGUGAAGGUUGCUUUGGAGCCGUGUAUGGAGGGGAAGGUGUUGGGGUAGUGGAUGGUGAGGACAGAACUCCAAUAGCAAUAAAGACACUCAGGCCAGAAGCAGAUGCCGAGGAAAAGUUAGUUUUUUUGGAAGAAGCUCAAACUAUGAAGCAGUUGAAGAACGACAACAUAGUGUCACUAUUGGGUGUCUGCACUAAGGAUGAACCUAUUUGUAUUGUGAUGGAGCUGAUGGUUUAUGGAGACUUGAAGUCAUACCUGUUGUCACACAGGCACAGUUUACAGUCAGAGGACUUGUACAACAUAGCAACUGAUGUUGUAAGAGGUGUCCAGUAUUUGCACUCAAGGCAGCUCAUUCACAGAGACAUUGCAUCAAGAAACUGUUUGGUGACAUUGAAUAGAUUAACAAAGCUAGGAGACUUUGGAAUGACACGAGAGGUUGGAGAUGGAACUGAUUACUACAGAUACAGCAAAAUGGGGCUCUUACCUAUUCGUUGGAUGGCACCUGAGUCAUUGUGCGAUGGUUUAUUCACUUUUGCGAGUGACGUGUGGAGUUUUGGUGUUCUUCUGUAUGAAAUCAUUACUAUGGGUGGCUUUCCAUAUCAAGGCUAUUCUAAUCAUGAGGUGGUGGAGAAAGUUCCUAAUGGUCUAAGAAUUGAUCUUCCCCCAUCAUGCCCAGCCGAAUUCUGUUCUCUUGUACACAAGUGCUGGUCUUCUGCAAAUUUGCGGGCAAGCCCAGAUGAUAUUGUCGUCAUCAUGCAGAAGACUGAUCAUUCACUUAUGUUCACGCCUUGCACAGAUGCCCAGCCAGAAAUAAUCAGUGCUACUGACACUACAGCUGGUUACAGCAAAGAAAGGUGGAUGCGUGGUUCAUCUUCACAGUCAAGGCGGAAAGGAAAAAAUGAUGCUCAUAAUAUAUACAAGCUGCCUUGGCAGUGGAAGUCUGCAGAGACGCUAGUUGCAAAAAGGAAAACUCUUCAACGCCCUCUAAGCAGCAGCAUUAGUCUUGAUCCUACCAGCUUCAGGCGUAACAGUUCAAAAUUUGCUAUGGCUGCAGCUGGCAGUCAAAGAGGUAUUAAUCGCUACUCAUCUCUUAGAGUGAGCUUUCAAGAAUCGAGACUGAAGAAAUGUGUCUCAGCUGAGACUACAGUUUAAUUUGAUGGCGGUGAUACUGAUUGAUGGGUGACCCAGAUAUAUGGUGAGGACUUCCUCCUUGUCAUUAGCAAUCGGUAGCAGUAACAGAGAUUUUCAACUACAAUGUCAUUCUUUAUCGCCUGAUGUUAAUGAAUUUACCCAACAAUAUGUCAAGACACAGUAUGUAGUGGAGGCAGCACUGUAUGUAGUUGUGUAUUCAAGGAGUAACACUCUUC